UUCGCGGAGCACCACGUGUUCACGGCCGCGUGCAGAUGUUGUGUGCAGAUGUUGCGACGAGCACCGCUGCAUCACCUCUGACAGGGAUUAGCUCGCAUGCUAACAGAGGCUACACUGUGAACCACUGAGGCUCUGCAGCGUCGACGUGUCGCCGCUGCGUCACUUUAAACCUUUUUAACACUUUAUUCACGUGAACGUAAUGAAGCUGACACGUCACUGGGACUCAAAGAUGGACGCUGGACUCACUGUGUGUCCUCCAGCAUGUCUCCAGAGCUGCUGAGCUGCCGUCACCACCAGCAACACAACCAGCAACACAACCAGCAACACAACUCCACCAGCAGCACAACCUCCUCGGGGCGGGUUUGAAGAUGUAGCCACGAGAGAAGAGCGUCAUCUCCCUCAUCUGUGCUCAGUGACGCCUCCUCUUCAGCGCCUCCCUCUGCUGUCCUCGCUCUGGAGCCCGUUGGUCAGACCGCCCCUGGUUGACGCCCCCCCCGCCGCGCUCCAACAUGCUCUUCUCCCUGAGGGAGCUGGUCCAGUGGCUCGGCUUCGCCACCUUCGAACUCUUCCUCCACUUGUUGGCUCUGCUCGUCUUCAGCAUGCUGGUGGCCCUGCGAGCCGACAUGUUCGUGACCUCGCUGAGCUGGUGGCUGGUCUUCGUCCCGCUGUUUGCCGCCGACGGCCUCAGCACCUACUUCACGGCCAUCGUGUCCAUCCGGCUGUACCUGGAGAACGAGAAGCGCCUGGCGGUGCUGCGGCUCCUGUGGGUGCUGACGGUGCUCAGCCUGAAGCUGGUGUGCGAGGUGCUGCUGUGUCAGAAGCUGGCCGGGCAGGAACAAGCCAGAGACCUGUGGUUCGGCCUCAUCGUCUCUCCGCUCUUCAUCCUGCUGCAGCUGCUCAUGAUCCGAGCGUGUCGCGUCAACUGAGGAGCGGCCGUUAGUGGUCGUGCUUUCACGUCGCCAGUCAGAGAGCAGUCCUCGUCUGCCUUUUGAGAUUUAAAGCAUAACAAUGGUGUAAUUUUCCCUUUGGUUCGUCUGCACCUUAAAGACACAGCAACACUUCUAUUGUUUUUCACAUACGUGUUCCAGGUCACACCAGAAUUCAGAAUUCUGUCAUUUGUGUUUCCAACAGCGACAAAGUUAAUGAUGCUAACUUGAGUUUAAAUUGUAUUUUUAAAGACGGAGCAGAAUGGAGACAUUUUGACUUGAGUUGUUGUUGAUACUUUGCAGAGCACAAAGAUUCGGAGAAGAUGUCGGAGCAGUAACGGUGCAUUUGGACUGUGGUAGUGCCUAAACCAUGACUAUGGUGCAGUCAAAGGUCGACAGUGAGCCAUGAGUGAAAUUUAUACCUGAUAUUAUGUAGUAAUGCUAAUGUGCACAGACCACAAAUUAAAUAAACAGGAGGAACCUCAAGGCAGUAAUGACCGAGGCAUUCAGGCAACUUAGUGGGUCGACGAGCUGCUGCAGCAUUGAUGUUUCUGUUCCGAGAGGAAACAAGUGACUGCCUCUGAAAUUUGGUUUUACGUCUCACUCUGUUGCAGGAAGCGUUCCUCGUGCACUGUGCUCCCUUAUUGCCUAGUUUGUCAGCUCCAUCAAGACAAGACCCCGAUGUAUAGGAGCUGACUGUGAUUACUUCUAGCAGUCAACUGUGUGCACACGUCUUCCCUGGAUCUUGCUGUUUAUUUUGUACAACAUGUAACGUUUUCACCUUGUGAAUGUGACGCUCAUAUUUUGUAUUAUAUUAUGUAUUUGUGCCUCGUUUUAAAAGUCCAGUGUGUAGAAUUUAGUGACGUCUAGUGGUGAAGUUGCAUGUUGCGGCUGAAUACCCCUCACCUCACCCUCCUCUUCCAAACAUGCAGGAGAACCUGUGGUAGCUUCAGUUGUCAUGAAAAUUCAAA
Messenger RNA from Paralichthys olivaceus (Japanese flounder), 1897 nucleotides. It is a transcript of the gene tmem203, whose product is annotated as transmembrane protein 203. NCBI's taxonomy places the organism in Eukaryota, Metazoa, Chordata, Actinopteri, Pleuronectiformes, Paralichthyidae. The record is from RefSeq and is a predicted model, not a curated record. Gene Ontology annotation, biological process: intracellular calcium ion homeostasis. Gene Ontology annotation, cellular component: endoplasmic reticulum.